AUGGACUCCCUCCCACGCCCCUUCACCAUCGAAAUCGACGGCAAGCCCAUCUCCAAGGUCAAUGGCCCGUUGGACGAAGAUACCUUUGGUGGCCAAACAUGCAAGCAUGCAAAGACUGGGUCAGAACCAGCCGUCUUUGAACUCAAGGAAUGCCGUCUCAUAUCUGACGGGCUUGUUCUCUCAAGAGGAAUGAUAGAGGAUCGUAGCCUCCUGCCGAAGAGGGUGUUAUGGUUCAAAGCAGACGAACAUCCUGACCCGCACCGUGUCAUUGCGCACAAGAAUGGCAAUGACUACUUGCUCCAAAUGUCUGGCAAUAGUUUCAUGGUGAACGGCGAUACCGUCUUUUCGCCUUUGCUGCCAGGCCAAGGAGGGCAUGUUGUUGUCAAGAUGCAAUCUUAG
Molecule: messenger RNA, 399 nt
Organism: Alternaria atra
Lineage: Eukaryota; Fungi; Ascomycota; Dothideomycetes; Pleosporales; Pleosporaceae
Exons: 3
Coding region: 1-399 (132 amino acids)
Source: RefSeq, a predicted model, not a curated record